AUGUUUAACCUCGAGUUUGAAAUGUAUGAUAAGGAAUUCAUUCAAUUCAUUUCAAUACACCAACAACUCAUUUCCAAAAUUAUUUCAUUCAUUAAUAUUCAACAUAUCAAUAUCAAUAACAAUAUUCAUAUUAAUUUAACUCUUUAUAUUAAUUAUUCUUUAAAAAUAGUAUUACAUCACACUCUCUUUUUUGAGUCCUUUUAUCAAAAGUCAAUUUAUUUAACUUCAAUUAAAAAUAUAAAAAUUAGCGGAAGUAAUGGACAAUCAUCUCUUCAAUCGCAGCAACAACACUCAGUAGCCGGCAAAGAAAGAGAGAAUAUGAGGGAUAAAGAUAUUUCAAUGUCAACUCACAGUCCCCAGGGUGGAAACAAGGAUGGCGGUGGUGGCAGCAGUGGCAAUGGAAAUUAUAAUCCUUUCUCUGAUAAAAUAAUGCUGCUCUGUACUAGCUGCCACAACAAAGUGCUACAAGAUGUGAGAGAACUCUCUGAAAAGGUGAUACCAGGUUACCAUGAUAAUAAAUAUUCAUUUUCCUGUAGACAAUGCAGCUCAUCGAAAACACCUUUUCUUUUCCAUCUCGGAAAAUCUUGGAAGUGUGUCAUCCACACUGCUCUCUACAACUUGGAGCGACAAACUGGAAAUAGGUUCUUCCAUCACUCUGAAGUGACCACCUACGUAAUGAAAUAUCCACAAGUAUUCUUACAUGAUAAAUCAUUAGCUGAUAUUUCAAAAGCUGUAUCAAUGGCAUUCUUUAAUAAUAAAGGAUAUUUUGUUAGUGGUGGUCCAUACACUGGAAAAUGGGCCAAUCCAAAGGCGUCGGAUGUUGAAUCACUUGAUUCCGAGCCAAUGGACAGUCCUGGCGAUGCAUCGAUAUCCGAUGACCAUGGUCGUGAGAAAGAACGUGCCAAUGAGCGUAGUGAACUGCGUGGAAGAGAAAGAGAUCGCGAUAGAGAUAGGGAUCGCAGUGGAAACGAUCGUGCCGAUCCAGAUCGCGAUCGUGACCGUGAUCGUGAUCGUGAUCGAAGCGAUCGUGAUAUCGAUAUGAAAGAGCGUGAGAAGGAGCGUCUACUCAGUAGAAGUAACAGUCGUGGUAGAAGUCCGUCGCGUACCAAGAGCAACAGUCGUGGUUCCAGUCGAAGUAACAGUCGCGCCAGCAGAAGCAGGAGCAGAAGCGCUUCAUCCUCCGACACUGACUCUGGCAAUAACUACCGUAGAGAAUCGGUUUCCUCAUCAUCUCGUUCCUCUUCACGAUCUCGCUCAGACUCUGAAUCGGAAACAGAGGAAGCCGCGUACAAAUCAACACUGACUUGCAAUCAGUGUAAAAAUGAUAUUGCACUUGAAUUUAAUGUAAAUAGAGUAUUACCAGGUCCAUUUGAUAAAAACUAUGAAUUCCAAUGUAAAUAUUGUGGAAAUGGAAACUCGGUAUUAAAACAUCAUCCUAAAUCAUGGACAAAAAUAAUUCAUACAUCAUUGCACAAUUUGGAAUUGGAAAAAGGAACUAGAUUCCAUUCGAGAAAAGAUAUUUUCCAUUACAUCGCCACACACCAAAAGGAUUUAGUUUCUGAUCCAAAACAAGAUGCCAGUCUUGCCAUUAUCAAUUACAUCCUUUCCUCGGGUAGAAGCUUGUUUAUCAAUAGCUGUAUCAAUCCAAGACUGUGGUGUAACAGAAAGAAGCGUGACAAGGUCGAGUUUGAUUCGCGUGGUGUUUUGGUUCUGAGCAAAGAACUCGAUAAGAAGGGUAAUGGCGGUUCCGAUCAAUACGAUGAUGUCGGACCAUCGGGUGGCUCCAACUCGAACAACAGUGUGUCGGCCAACCACAGUGGUGGAUCGUCGUCGAUUGCCAACUCGUCGAGCAAUUCCAGCCAGAGUGGUGGUGGACAACAUUCGUCGGGUGGAUCGGGCGGAUCAUCACAAACCAAGCUCACUCCACUGUUUUGUAACAUCUGUAAGACAAUGUUUGCCAAUGCCGCCGCCGAACUCCUCGAAGGCAAAAACAAGUCUAUCAUUCCAUCGCACAUUGACACUAGAUACAUAUACAACUGUGGCAAGUGUAGCGAUAAAAAGAUAGCCACACUUCUCCACCUCCCGAAAUCGUGGAAGGUCAUUGUACAUACAACACUAUAUAAUCUGGAGUUGACCAAUGGAAGCAAGUUCAGCUCGAACAAAGCACUCUACUCAUAUAUCUCAGAGAAUGCACCGACUCUUCUGUUGGGUGGCAAAACGAUUGACUAUCUCAACAAAAAUCUUUCUGGUGUGCUGUCGUCCUACAAAAAUCUGUUUUGUUCGUCGGGAAGAAACAUGUGGGGAAAUGUCUCACAGGAAAGAGGUGGUAGCGGAGGAGGUGGCGGUGGUAGCGGUGGACAUGGUAACUACAACCACGAUGCCGACAACAAUGCUGAUGUCUCUGACGAUGAAUCCAGCAAUAAAUCGUCGUCUAUCAUCAACAAAAAAAUGAAGCUGACUAUCCCCAAUCCAAAGGAUUCAUCUAGCACAAGUUCAUCUCAACCAACAUCAACUGUACAUAGCAACAACAACAACAACAACAUUAACGACGGACGAGAUCUCGAUGAUGAAUCACUCUCUUCUGGAAGCAAGAGAAAGUAUACUGACAAUACCACUCCUCCUACAAUUGUCAGUGGAAGUUCCCAAAAGAAUGGUCAAAUCCUUCUCAAAUAUAACAACAACAAUAACAAUAACAGUAAGAAUAGAUCUGGUAAUCCAUCACCAAGUGGAAUUUCAAACAACUCCUCUUCCAACUCGAAUGGAGGAGGUGCCAUCAACUACACUCCGUUCAGCAGCAACAAAUCACAAAACAAACAACAGAUGCUGCUUGAUGAGGAGUUGAUGGACGACCAGUUCGAUGUCAAUGUCUAUGACGAACGUCUACAAGCAUCACUUGGUUUCCUCACACUCAAUCUCAACUGUGACCUCAAGCAACUGAGAAAGGAGAUUGAUGACCUUGACAUUCCAGAGUUGCGUGGAUUGGAGUUUAGAUUCCUCCUCAAGAAAGUACCGAUCGCUCUUAAACAGGAACCACAAUAUAUGCUUCGUGACUGUCUGUACAGUCACAGUAGUUCGGUCACUGUCGACAUCCGUUCGGUCAUUCCCAACCUGAAUGUGUCGACCAACAUCGACGUCUCGACACUCUCCACCAAUCCAUUCUUUAUUGUCUUUUCACAGCUUUUGAAUCAAUCGCUACAGUCUCCAAGUUUGAUGUCACCACAAUCGACAUCAUCCUCAGGUGGACAACUGUUGUUGGAGUCAUCCUCCAUCACCACCGGUGGUAACAAUAACAACAACAACAGCAGCAGCGACGCCAACACCAUACCGGUCAAGAAACACUCAUCCAUUUCUACUACCACCACCACAACUAAACCAUCUUCAACAAACAAUACAACAUCAUCUGGUAGCAGCAGUAGUAAUAACUCCAAGUCAGAACCAACAUCACCAAACACCAAACAAAUCGAUCAGUCUCAAAUGGAAGAGUAUACUCCAAACAUUAACACCAGUGACAAUAGCACAUCCAACUCUCCCAAAAAAGAUGAAGAGCAUUUGAAGGCAACAUCACCAGAGAUGAACGGAGCUGAUCAACAGGUUUCGCCAGUUUCAUAA
Molecule: messenger RNA, 3609 nt
Organism: Heterostelium album PN500
Lineage: Eukaryota; Evosea; Eumycetozoa; Acytosteliales; Acytosteliaceae
Exons: 8
Coding region: 1-3609 (1202 amino acids)
Cellular component (GO): intracellular membrane-bounded organelle
Molecular function (GO): phosphatidylinositol phosphate binding
Source: RefSeq, a predicted model, not a curated record